AUGAAUGAUAAUCCAGGCGAAGAUCAGUUUCAAAAUCCUCCGGGAUUCUUCUACGUCGCUCUUACUGAAGCAAUCGCAGACAAUGACGAGGACUUGAUGGAUGAGGACGUGAUGGACGAGGACAUGAUGGCUCUGGAGGAGGCAACGCUCCAAGAUGAUUCCUCCACCGAGAGUCUCGAUCAUGAUGCUGAUGACAUUGCCACAGAGAGAGAGCAGGUGGCAAUCUAUGCAAACAUGCGAGCUGCGAGACUUGAAGGCCAACUUGAACGUGCCCGCGCUGAAGUGAAGAAGCUCAAUCGACCCUUGACACUUGACGACGUGAUGCCCGUUCUGGAGCUGUACCGGCAAUUGAUUCGCAUCGUUCGUCCGGACGAUUUCGACAGAGAGAAAUGGAUUCGAUCUCAUGAGCGAUGCUUGGGACUACAGAGACGACUCCUCGAAAAGGGAGAAGUAUACCGACUCAUCCAAGGGAAAUGCGAAACGAUGCGCGAGAAAUGCGGCGGUCUCCUAGAGAAGUGCGUCGCGAUCUGUGAGUACUACGACAAGUUCCAAGAACGAAUCAACAGCCUCUUUGAAGAAGACGAAGAAGAAGACGAGGAGCUGUACGACAUGAUGAGAGGCAAGAUGGGUGCAAACGAGCAGAGAAUUGAGGGUUUGUUGGACGAGGGCACGACUUUGAUGCAGAUGAUUGAGGAGCGGAUGCUUUGGGCUUAUAAGCUGGAGAGAAAGUCGGCUUAUAAUAUCUAUCAGCUGCGUCGCUUUGAGGGGAUUCUUGAUGAUAUUCUGCAGUCGUUUGACGAUUGGUUUGGGGAACUGUGA
Molecule: messenger RNA, 819 nt
Organism: Trichoderma harzianum CBS 226.95
Lineage: Eukaryota; Fungi; Ascomycota; Sordariomycetes; Hypocreales; Hypocreaceae
Exons: 1
Coding region: 1-819 (272 amino acids)
Source: RefSeq, a predicted model, not a curated record